This is a messenger RNA of Dunckerocampus dactyliophorus (ringed pipefish), 2587 nucleotides long. It is a transcript of the gene hnrnph1, whose product is annotated as heterogeneous nuclear ribonucleoprotein H1. NCBI's taxonomy places the organism in Eukaryota, Metazoa, Chordata, Actinopteri, Syngnathiformes, Syngnathidae. The transcript is spliced from 10 exons. The record is from RefSeq and is a predicted model, not a curated record. Gene Ontology annotation, cellular component: ribonucleoprotein complex; nucleoplasm. Bases 741 to 1997 code for a protein of 418 amino acids. Gene Ontology annotation, biological process: regulation of RNA splicing. Gene Ontology annotation, molecular function: RNA binding.
UAAGGAAUGUACUUAUUUAUGAUUAUACUUUAGUAAACGCAUUUUUAGCGUGUACGACCUAAUGUGAGCAUCAGUGGGUAAAUAAACUGUAUUUCUACUAUUAAUUCUCAACGUUAGCCUGGAAGCUAACUACGUAGGCUAAUAUGGCGCAGGGUGCGAGGGCCUCUUUUGUUCUUCAACGAGGGUGCGGUAGUAGGCACGGACGUAAACCGUUGUAAGUCCUUUAUCGUCAGAUAUUUAUGUCGCAAUGUAAUCUGGCAAAAUGCUAGUAAUAUACCCAAGGCCAUUUGCAAAAUUUCAGAAUCCACCUUUUGUGAAGAAGCUCGUCGCUAUAUUGGGUGAAGCUGAAAAAGUGCUUAGUAUGUGUAUUCUUUACAUGUCUAUAUACUCUAUAAGCACUGUGCUUAUUACACGCACAAGAGGAAAACUAACAGUCCAACAUCACAUGUACACCAUAUUAGCCGUGUUAGAAAAUGUAAAGAUGGCGCCAACUACGUCCGUGCAUACCAGUUCAAACAUACAACUUUAAAUUUGAUGUAUUUCCCUCCAUUGUGACCAAAGUAUUGUGGGCGUUCGAUGCAUGUAAUGCUUAGUUAUUAAUUGCUAAUGAAAGAGUUGUCCUUUGUGACGAUAUAUACACUAUUUAUUGAAUAAACAGUUUCUGCAUUCUUCAUUUACUAUGAAUUCUCAUACAUUAAAAAAUUGAAUGGAAGUCCUGUUUUUGAGGCUUCUACCCAGCAAUGGCUGAUGAGGGCUACGUUGUACGAAUCAGGGGUCUCCCAUGGUCCUGUUCAGUGGAUGAAGUGCAGAGAUUUUUCUCAGAUUGCAAAAUGCUGGGUAACAGCGGCGGCGUCCACUUCACCUCCACGCGAGAGGGUCGUCCCAGCGGAGAGGCGUUUGUCGAGUUGGAAACAGAAGAAGACCUUAAGAUAGCUUUGAAGAAGGACAGAGAAACUAUGGGGCACAGAUAUGUGGAGGUGUUUAAAUCCAACAAUGUGGAGAUGGAUUGGGUCAUGAAGCACACUGGUCCAAACUGUCCAGAGACGGCGGGAGAUGGGCUUGUGCGGCUGCGAGGUCUCCCCUUUGGCUGCAGCAAGGAGGAGAUUGUCCAGUUUUUCUCAGGGUUGGAAAUCGUGCCAAAUGGGAUAACAUUGCCGGUGGACAUCCAGGGGAGGAGUACGGGGGAGGCCUUCGUGCAGUUUGCUUCACAGGAUAUAGCUGAAAAGGCUCUAAAGAAACACAAGGAAAGAAUAGGGCACAGGUACAUUGAGAUCUUCAAGAGUAGCCGCGCUGAGGUGCGAACCCAUUAUGAGCCCCAGCGCAAGCCCAUGGGCAUGCAGAGGCCAGGCCCCUAUGACCGGCCCUCUGGUGGGCGCGGCGGCUACAACAUGAUGGGCCGGGGCGGAUCCUAUGACCGAAUGCGCCGCGGAGGCUACGGAGGAGGUGUGUCGAGCGGACGAAGAUCUGAAAUCAGAUUUGGCGUGUCGGAUGGUCGGUACAAUGACGGCGGCUCGUCCUUCCAGAGCACAACAGGCCACUGUGUCCAUAUGAGAGGCCUGCCAUACAGAGCCACCGAGUCAGACAUCUAUAUUUUCUUCUCCCCGUUAAAUCCAGUGCGGGUCCAUAUUGAGGUUGGCCCUGAUGGCAGGGUGACAGGGGAGGCAGAUGUGGAGUUUGCUACACACGAGGAUGCAGUGGCCGCCAUGUCCAAAGACAAAGCCAACAUGCAGCACCGCUACGUGGAGCUGUUCCUAAACUCAACAGCAGGUGGCAGUAAUGGUGGCUACAGCAGCCAGAUGAUGGGGGGGAGCCAGUCGUCUUACAGUGGCGGCCAACUGAGCUCAGGCUAUUCGGGUGGGUACAGCAGCCAAGGAAACAUGGGUGGCUACAGUGACUACAGUAACCAGGGCGGAAUGGGAAGCAGUUACUAUGGCAGUGGAGGAGGCGGUGGUAGCAGAAGCUCUAUGAAUGGACUCGGCGGGGGCUGGGGAAUGUAGUUUUUGUUUUGUAAGCGUACCUUUUUUGUGAUCAUUUGUUUUAACUCGGCAUUUUGCUGCAAGGACUGGAAAUGUCUCAGCGGUAAACAUGGGGAAAGGUCAAGGUGAGGUUUUGAACAAAGCGAGGGGUGGUUUGUACGUUUUUUUUUUUGUUGUUUUUUUUUAAGUAUGUCCAAGAGGAGUUGCUCACAUCCCACUUCCUUUGAUUUGUGAGUUCACAGAACCCAAGUUCACUCCAUUUUUGAACCUGGAUUGUUAAAAUACCCCCAGUUGUUCCCCAAAGGCAACCUGUCUUGUCUUGGUAGUGUUAAAACUUUUCUUUUCUAUGUCGGAGUGCAUGAACAAUAUGGGCAUUUUAGACAUUAUUUUACAUCUAAUCCUUUAAUUUAGUUGUACAAUGUAAAUCUGAAUCCAGUCUUGACAUACAGCAUAUUUUAAGGUGUGACUGCUGACAGGGUACUUUUAUCUUGGAAAUCCUCCCAGGAGCAACUCAGUCUGCAAUCUGCUGUCAUGAAGGUUCUUCUGCUUCUAAUGUCAUUUGUAUUUUCUGUGAGCAAAGUGAAUAAACUAGUUGGACUAUGUCAUGGAAA